Molecule: messenger RNA, 2202 nt
Organism: Juglans regia (Persian walnut)
Lineage: Eukaryota; Viridiplantae; Streptophyta; Magnoliopsida; Fagales; Juglandaceae
Product: IST1 homolog
Exons: 7
Coding region: 222-1835 (537 amino acids)
Biological process (GO): protein transport
Source: RefSeq, a predicted model, not a curated record
UUAGAGCAAUCAAUCCGCAGAGAGGUGAGGUGAGGUGAUCAGAAGGGAAGAGAAGAUCCCCGCGCGUUCACUUCGUGUUUUUUUAAUUACCUUCGUUCAGCUGGUUAACCACUGUUCAACCUUUUCCCAUCCUCCAAUUCCAUUUCUCCUUCUCAAUUACCGACGACUCAGUUUUCCUUUUCCGUUGUUUGGUCCGAUUGUGAGCUGAAAAGCAUUGGAUCAUGUCGAUGCUCGAUUCCUUCUUCAACAAGGGCUUCAAAGCUGCCAAAUGUAAAACCCUACUGAAAUUGACGAUUCCGAGGAUAAAGUUGCUGAGGAAUAGGAGAGAGCUUCAGAUAAAGCAGAUGCGCCGUGACAUUGCCAAGCUUCUUGAGACGGGUCAAGAAGCCACCGCUCGCAUUCGAGUUGAGCAUAUUGUUAGAGAAGAGAAUAUGAUGGCUGCUCAGGAGAUCAUUGAGCUGUUCUGUGAGCUUAUUGUUGUCCGCCUUCCAAUUAUUGAAUCACAAAGGGACAUUCCUCUAGAUUUGAAGGAAGCAAUAUCCAGUGUGUGCUUUGCAGCACCAAGAUGUGCAGAUCUACCAGAGUUGCUGCAGGUUCAAAUGCUUUUUGCGACUAAAUAUGGCAAAGAAUUUGUAUCAGCUACAACAGAGCUCAUGCCAGAUUGUGGUGUUAAUCGCCAGUUAAUAGAACUGCUAUCAAUUCGUGCUCCUUCACCUGAAAAGAAACUAAAGCUUCUGAAAGAAAUAGCUGAAGAGCAUGAGUUAGAUUGGGAUCCAGCCGCCUCUGAAACUGAGCUUUACAAAUCUCAUGAAGAUUUAUUGAAUGGUUCAACUCAGUUUGUUAGUGGGUCUGCAUUACCCCUUCCUAAAGAAAAACAUGAUGAAACAUUGUACUCUGCAGCUGAGCAGCCCCAUGAAGAUCACCCAGAUUCUGAUUCUGGCUUUGAUUCACUAGAUCUUCCUGAAGUUCCUAAAGUGUUGGUACAGCCAAAUGCAAAUGUUGCUUCAGCACCAGCACUGGCCCCACCAUUACAAGCUGCUCCACACCCUAAUAUCGAUCAUGAAUCAUCAAAGCAUUCUGGAGUUAUUGACAUUCCUUCAAAGCAGCCACAGUUGGAACCUGAUAAAAUUAUGCGAGAAAAUUCUUUUGCUAACAAAGAUGAACAGCCUAGUGUUCCUGUUGGUGGUGUGGAAGAUAUUCAGUUCUUGCCAUUUAUCUCUCCCCCAUCGCUAUCUUCUGCAUCAUUUUCUAUGGCACAAAGUAAACCACAAACCUCUCUCUCAAGAGCAAAAAGUGAGGUCAAUGUGGAUUUGCAGGAUGUCUUGACUGCUGCUCAGGCUGCUGCUGAAAGUGCUGAGCGUGCAGCAGCUGCAGCUCGCUCAGCAGCUAGUCUUGCACAGGUCAGAAUUGAUGAGCUCACCAGGAAAAAUAGUGACCAAUGCCCUGACAAGGACUGCGAGAACCCAUUUUAUAAGGAUAUUGCCAACCAGUCUGCUGGUGAAGAAAAUCCAUAUUUUGAUCAUCAAAACUUAGUUGGUAAUUCUGAUGAUAAGGUUUUAAAUUUCCCUGAACCUCAUGAAGAUCGUGAAGACUGCCAGAGACCGGAGGCAUCAAGUCUUUCUUCACUUGACACAAUCAGAGUGAAUUUUGAUUCCGGUCAUCCCAUUGAUCAUGAUUUUGAGAAUGACCUUGCUUCUCACCGGCUGCAGAGACCGACUUCAAUGGAUGACGAUCCAUACUUCUCAUACCCAAACUUGUAUACAUCACAGAAUCCAAAUCUUGGUUCUGCUGCUCACUCUUCCAUGGACAAUUCCCGAUCCACCCAUGAACUCUAAGUUGGGUUAUAUAUACAUACCAUAAGACCUUUGUUCAUCUUUGUUUCAGUGUCAUACCAGUGAGUGAAUGAUGCAUGCUCAAACAACCUUUACGUUGUGGUAUUUAUUCGUCUUUUAUUCUUAAAGAGUGCAGUCGUUAGAUAUUAUGGAAUAUAAUUUGUAUCAAAUCCCUUUAUAUCUACGAGCGUCUAGCAUCAAGAAGAUUCAACUGCUUGUCUUUAAGAAGUCACCUUGAUGGUUGAUUCUAAUGUAUGUUAAGUCAACCUUGAUGGUUGAUUCUACAGUAUGUUGAGUGUACAAACAUGCAUUGAUUUUGUUUUGUUUGUUAUUUUAUUUUUGACAAGCAUCUAUUGCUAUGGCACGGAGA